Messenger RNA from Didymella exigua CBS 183.55, 5381 nucleotides. RefSeq lists its product as uncharacterized. The transcript is spliced from 3 exons. The coding region runs from base 241 to 5007 and encodes 1588 amino acids. Lineage: Eukaryota; Fungi; Ascomycota; Dothideomycetes; Pleosporales; Didymellaceae. Gene Ontology annotation, biological process: exocytosis; Golgi to plasma membrane transport. The record is from RefSeq and is a predicted model, not a curated record. Gene Ontology annotation, molecular function: phosphatidylinositol-4,5-bisphosphate binding. Gene Ontology annotation, cellular component: exocyst; plasma membrane.
GUCGCACUCGCCUGCCAGCAUCGCGCUCCGCCCUUCGCCGCGUACUUCGUACCGCAUGCCGCACUUCGACACGCAGCCCGACACACGGUCCCUCGAGCUCGCCCCUCACAUUUGAUGGCCACAUCCGCCAAGUCGCCCGCUUGCGCAUCGCCGCACUAGCACCGGAAUCUGGCCUUCGCAUCCGCACAUCGCUGCGAGCCCGGCAGCGCGGUGGUGUAACGUUCCAGCACAGCAGCCGAGAUGGACGGCCGGCCGCGCAACAACUACCCCAAUGGCCUGGGAGACGCACGGGGGCCCACUCGAGGCGCCGCGCCUGGAGGACCAAGAGGGCCACCUUCCACGGCCAGCUCGGGCGCGGCCUCGUCGGGCAUGUCCCGCGCCGAGCGCUUCGACGACGAGCGACGCCGCAUCACCGAGAGCUGCUUCUCCAAGACCGACGACCAGGGACAGCUGCAGGAGUCGUACAUUACCCACAUCCGUGUCCAGGAAGACGCCACCCACCCGCAGUCGCCGCCGCCGCCCACCGCGCCUGCCUCGAACAAGAAGGGCCGCAUCAUCAUGAUCUCCGUGCGCAACACAGGCAGAGUCAGGCUGCACAAGGCACGAGAGAACGCCAACGGGACCUUCUCAGUGGGAAAGACUUGGCCCAUGGAAGACCUCUCGGCUAUUGAGAACUUUGUGCACAUGGAGACCAAAACCCACGACGACGAGCAGAAGAAGCUGUGGGCCGGAGACAAGGGCUUCCUCGUCACCAUCUCGAAGCCCUACUACUGGGAGGCGGGCACGGCGAAAGAAAAGGAGUUCUUCAUCGGCAGCAUGGUGAAGAUCUUCAACAAAUACACAAAGGGAGACUUUCCCAUCCUGACUGGCUUCAGCGUGACCGAAUUGAACAGUCUGACGAACGGAAGGCCGCAUUUGGCCACAGCAGAAGGCAAGGCUGCUGCAAAGCUGGGAGGCCGUGACGACAUGACAGACCCAGCAGUCCAGCGGCAGGCACCUCCGCCAGAUCCACGGCCAUUCCCGCCAAAGUCACCGGGUCCGCCACCACGCAGGCCAGGCGAGCCCCCCUCUGGGCCAUUUGACGAAGGGAGGAGGGGCAUCACACCGCAGUCUUCAAACCCCAACUUCAGAAGACCACCUGGUGCCCUUGACGGGCCGAGAAGGCCAGGUCCAUCGGACGGUGGAAGCAGGCCCAACACAGGGGACGACAGUCGUCGAGCUUCACCUUUUAGCCCGGUCCAGAACACUCCGCCUAUGCCCUCGUUGCGCCAGAAACCGUCCAUGGAACAAAGCAUACGCUCACGGCCUAGUGGCGACAGCAUGAGACCACGGCCACCGCAAACCCGCGACCCUGUACCACCGACCCCGCCAAUACCGUCAGGCAAUCUGACACCACAGUCCUCCACCUCGGCAUUUGGUGGCAGACCGGAAACGCCCCAGUCAAGCACUGAUUUCGUCUCGAAUCUUCCGCAAGCCUUGAGUCCUGGGAGACGAGUGCAGGCCGAAGAUGCUCAAUCUCAACGAUCACAAAGGUCUCUGGAUGAGCAGUCCUUGGAGAGCGCGACACCAAACAUGCCUCCGACGGAGCAGCGCAGACCAAACGGUUUUCCCUCACCGCGCAGGGACCCGUCUCCCAGAGGUCUCAGGCCAGGCACCGCACAGAGCAAUGCAAGUUCGAUCAGGAGUGCUGGCGAGGAAGUGCCUCCAGACGCACCUCCACAACGUCGACGCCCCUUCAUGGAACCACAGCCAUCAUCGUUGUCGCAACGUAGUGUUGCCAGUACCGAUAACGGGGCAGGCACAGCAUUUCACACGCCAUCAGGGACACCAACACCCCCACUGGAAGUUCCACCACGAAGAAGACCGCAGGACAUACCCGAACGGCUCAAGCCUGUGUCUCGAGACGGGCCAGCGCUCCUGCAGAAUGGCUUUCCGACAUCACGGCCCACACCUCCUCCCACGUCGCCGCUUCCGCCACCUCCGCCUGCCGUCGUGCCUGAGCCUCCAGCGCCAGUGCCCGAGCCAGUACCUGAGCCUGCACCUGCGCCCGUUGAGGAACCCCCAACUCAACAGCAACCAGCAAAUGAGCCGGUGGCGGCCCCGCGCGUCGAGACCCCACCUGCGCCUGUCGAGGAGAAAGAGCCUCCUGCUGUCUCGAGCCGGUUCCCAAUGCUCAAGAAAACUAUUGCUGGAUCCGGUCCUGGUGAUGCCGCAAACAAGUUCCGCAAAGCGGCUGCAGCUGCCGGUGCUUUCAAACCUCGUGCUGGAGGCGCCGCAGCGAAGCUGCUCGCAAAGGAAGAGAAGAAGUCUGAUGAGCCUGAUGGUAUAAGCGGGGUCUUUGUACCCAAGCGACCAGCUCCAGUCGAGAUCCCAAAGGAGGAGGUCGUGGAGAAUAAGGUCGAGGAGCCAAGCUCAAGACCGACAUCGAGCCGCGUGUCGCGAGAUCUUCCCAAGCUCACAACUGAACCUGUGCCUGCAGUGACCAUAUCGGGUCCGAAGUCGCCUGUCCCGGUGAUUGACGAACCACAGCCAGAGCCUUCAGCAGCAGAGGUAGCUCUUGCGCCCACACCAGAGAAGCUGGAAGCCAAGGCUCCUGAGACAGUAGCUGACCCCGAGCCGCGUAAGAAGAAGAGACGUUCCAACCAGCAGGUGGUGAACAUUUCCAAGCUCGGCAUUGAUCCUUCUAUCAUGGACGAGCGAGGUCUUGGUUUCGAGAGCCUGCUUACCGAACUGGGCUGGGGUGGUAAUGCCUUUGCGCCAAAGCACGUCGAAAACCUGGAGAUGGACAUCAAACGCGAAAUCGCACGUGUCGAAGCGGGCAGUUGGCUGAAUCAUCUGGAGCAAAAGGACGAUAGGGUCGAGGCCGUGGAACGUAUGCUUGACCGCGCCAUAGCAGAGUGCGACGAGCUUGAAGGCUUGCUCACCCUGUAUAAUGUCGAACUAAGUAGCUUGAACGAUGACAUCGCCUUCAUCGAGGCGCAAAGUCAAGGUCUGCAAGUGCAGACAGCUAACCAGCGUCUGCUGCAACACGAGCUCCGGCAGCUAGUGGAGACCAUCUCCAUCACGGCUGACCAGCUCGAAGUUCUCCGACGUGCGCCGAUUGGCAAAAUCAGCGGUCUAAUUGAGAUUGAAGACGCUCUUGUACUACUAUACAAGGCACUCAUCACCAUCGACCCUGCUUUUGUUGCCGGCAGCCGCGCUGGUCUUGGCCAGACCGCAGGUAGUUCGGGUUUCGGUAACAGCGAGCUUGCGACUAUGCAGGCCUUGCAAGAGAAGCGCGACAGGUACUUGAGCGAGGGUGCUAUGUUCCUAGACCGUCUGAAGAAGCACAUGGAGAUCACUUACGGCGCCGCCUUCUUGACGACCAAGGACGCCCUGAGGCAGAUCGACCAAGGCUCCAUGCCGUCUUUGAGGAAGAACAUUGAAGCGCACGACGCUGGCCGAAGCGAGUUGUGGAUGUUGAGCCCUGUCCUUCUCUUUGCAAAGGAGAUUGACCGAACCUCAUGGGACACUUUGAUCCGCAUGUACCAAACCCAAGCAGCUCAGCUCUAUCAGCAGGAAGUCCGCGACAACAUCCUGGCUUGGAGACGAUUCGCCAGGAAGCCUGCAGGUGACGAGCAGGAUCUCCUCUUCACCACUCAAGAGAAAGAGCCUGAGAGUAUGGCGGGGACUGCACGAAAGCUUACAGUCAAGCGCUCUCAAACGCUGGCGCGCGGUCUUCGUGCAGCAUCUGGCGACAAGGAAACCAAGGUCGUUAAAGCCCCACAAGACGGCAAGCUGUACGCCUUCGAUGUAUUCGGCAGAGUCUUGGAUGACAUCGGCCCUGUUCUGCUCACUGAACAGAACUUCAUCACAGAGUUCUUCCAUGCUACAUCUACAGAUGCUAUUGACUUUCCUGACGCGGUCGCGGCUGCGCCGCCAAAGUCUCGACGAGGACCGAACCUGUGGAUCAGGAAGCAAUUCGAGGCAGACAGGUCGAUGGCAAAGCGUGUCGCUGACGUUAUGGAGGACAUCUUCUCGUUCUGGCCUACCGAAAUCCAGAGCCUUGUCGAUUGGGCUGUCAUCUCUGAUCCUCUGCAAGGCGUAGGCAUCUUGUCCGCUGUCGAUCGUAAAUUGCUCGACAUCGAAGACUCGAACCAGGACUUCCUCACACGCACAUUGCAGAAGAUCCACGAACGCCUGAAGAGCCUCUUCAGUCGCUUCCUCGAUGAGCAGAUCCGCGCAAUUGAGGACACCAAGGUCAAGAUCAAGAAGCGCAAGGGUGUAAUCGCCUUCAUGAAGACGUUCCCUCACUUCUCAGUGGCCAUCGAGAAUAUGCUGCAUUCAUCGUCUGACAGUGGUGACCAGCUCGAGAUCCGUCGCAUGGUCAACGACGCUUACCAGAGGAUCAACAAGGCCAUGUUCGAAAGCCUGAAGGUCAUCGCCAAAGAAUCGCCCACGGUCAUGGGUACCCAGGGCCAGGGUGAUCCAGAAGACAAGGAAGCCCUCAAUUACCACAUCCUUCUCAUUGAGAAUAUGAACCACUACAUGGAGGAAGUUGAUGCCCGACCAGACACCGUUCUUGACUACUGGAAGGGGAAGGCAAACGAAGAGUACAGCGAGCACAUGAAUCUCUACGUCGAUGCUGUCAUCCGCCGCCCGCUCGGCAAGCUUCUGGAGUUCAUCGAGUCUACCGAGACGCUCCUUGCCGCCCGUGGCGGAUCGCCUCAGUCCAUUGCUCAACGUUCGUCGCACUCGCGCUCGGUAUUCAAGAAGCUUGUGCAUUCGCAUGACGCCAAGGAAGUCCGCAAGGGUAUCGAAGCACUCAAGAAGCGCGUGGACAAACACUUUGGCGAUGCCGAUGACCCAAGCAUCAGCCGUGACUUGGUGUUCAAGGUGCUCAAGGAGUGUGAGAGGAAGUACAUUGGGGUCAGCGAGAGGGUGCAGAGUAUCAACCAGGACGUGUAUCAGGGCGAGGUGGAGGUUGACUGGGGGACGAACGAGGUGCAGAGUGCUUUCAGGAGGUAGUGGACGAGCACGUGACGGCACGGAGGAAACUGGGGCCGCGUGUAUAUCUGGUUGGAGGGUGUUGUAUAUGGUACAUUUGCAUUGGGACGGCAAGGGGCUACGGCUGCUGCCUGCUCAUGGCGUUUACAGCGGGCGACGCAUGCUGCACAUUACGAUGGUUGAACUCGCGACGCUUGUGUGUGUUCAGGCACUUGAUCGUCUUUCCGAGCGCAAAUAAAGUCUUUUGACGCCAUCAAUUCAUGCGUAUGCAAGGCGGAUGCAGCUCGAAAGUGACGACACGAGUGGGGCCAGUGCGCGUGAGCUCGAACACCAACCGUUGCGCGUCGACGACGUUUAGAAGCCCCUCGGCGACGCGUAACAUCAGCUGACCUUCG